UUCAUUUCACCAACCGUGCGUUUUGGUUCAUCCAACGCUGGUUCUUAAGACACGCGGUCACACUGUCAAAACAGAAGAAAAGAAUAGAAAAGAACUGGCCCAGCCAGUUUAAUUUACUGGCAACAGAACGGAAUGGCUGGAUUUCUAAAGACAAGAAAACGCAGUCGUGAGGAUGACCUACCAUGCGAGUCUACGCCCCUCUCCAAGAGGAUUAACAAUCUUCAUUUGAACUACGACGAUGGCAACAGCAGCAGCAGCAGCAGCUGCAGCAUACCGACUCAGCUAAAUGACUACAACAAUUACAAUACAGUGCCUGUGAUCGCUGGUGGGCCUGCAGCCGCAGCCGCAGCCGCGGGCGCACCAGCAGCAGCAGCGGUGGCCGGGGCUACCAAUGCAAUUGAUAUCCUAAAUGGAGACGGAACAAUAUAUGGAUAUAGACCUGAGCUAGGUCCCGACCAAAAUCCCUAUUACUAUGAUAAGAACAAAAUGCUAUAUGACUUGCAUGUCGAGCGUGUCAAGCGGAACACUCACUAGACUUGGUACUUAUGUAUAGGCAGAAAGAUUAGGAUGGACUUGUGGCAUGCUGUCUGAAACUUUAAGCAAACCGAUACACUAGCUACAACUUCAAAUACACACUUUAAGCAGGGAAAAUUACACUUGCCACAAGCAUGAGCAUACACCCACCUACAUUCACACACACACACACACCAAUCAGUCUAGUACAGGACAAAAGAAUCAGUUGUCAGUGCCAAUCGAAGCUCAGAUUGCAUUGCCAAGUCCGAAAUUGUAUCAUUUGUAAUUGUAGUGUUAUGGUAGCUGUUAAAAAUUGUGGUAUUCUGUGCGUGGAGUAAGCUACGGACCCAAAUUACUCAUGUAAUUCUACAUAUGUGAGGUAAAGUGGCAAAGUAACAAUCAGUAACGCACUAUAUCCAUCUUAAAUUUCCAUUCUGGCACAUUUAGUCUAAGCAUUUAUUGUAUGAUAGUUCAUUAAGUUGUAACCAAGUACAUAUACUAAGAUCUGAAGAA
Messenger RNA from Drosophila pseudoobscura, 1026 nucleotides. RefSeq lists its product as uncharacterized. The transcript has 2 exons. NCBI's taxonomy places the organism in Eukaryota, Metazoa, Arthropoda, Insecta, Diptera, Drosophilidae. The record is from RefSeq and is a predicted model, not a curated record. The coding region runs from base 133 to 534 and encodes 133 amino acids.